GAAAGAUAAGAAGAGGUUCUCGGAAUGGAGGGCCAAAGAAACCUGCAGGUGCCCCCACAAAGUCAGGUGCUCGGGCAAAGACCAAAAAGCCAAUUCCUCUGGAUAUUUUGGAGAACACACCACUGCCACCUAUUGAGAAACGCAAGUGUCCAGUGGAAGGCUGCGACUCCAGUGGUCAUCUUGGCGGUCUUUACGAGAGGCAUUUUUCCGUAGAUGCUUGUCCUGUUUUCCACAAUGUAACAAAAGAAGAGACCAAGAUCCGAGACUCCAGAGAUAAGCUUAGCGAACCUCGUCUUGGUGAAGAGGAGAUGGCUGACAGAGAUAGACAGCCAGCCCUUCGUGGCUACACUCCAGAGUGGGACCUUCAGCUUUUCAUGGAGGCUCAGUCUGCUGCAAGUGAGAAAAUAGAAGAUGACCUGAGGGGCCUUCCAGACAGUAAAGGGAUCCGUUACAUUGAGAUGGGUCGUUAUGAAAUGGAAGCUUGGUACCAGUCGCAGUACCCAGAUGAUUACAAUCAACAACCAAAAAUAUAUAUAUGUGAAUUUUGCCUUAAAUACAUGAGAUCAAGAACUAUAUUACAAAGACAUGCUGCUAAGUGUGUGUGGAAACAUCCCCCAGGUGAUGAAAUCUACAGAAAAGACAAGUUAUCGGUAUGGGAGGUGGAUGGCAAAAAGUACAAGAUUUAUUGUCAGAAUUUGUGCCUCCUCGCUAUGCUUUUCCUUGACCAUAAAACACUUUAUUAUGAUGUUGAGCCUUUCCUCUUUUACAUUAUGACCCAGGCAGAUGGUGAGGGCUGCCAUAUAAUUGGCUACUUUAGCAAGGAAAAGAACAGCUUCCUCAAUUACAAUGUGUCCUGCAUUAUGACGCUGCCUCCAUACCAGCGGCAGGGCUUCGGUAGACUCCUCAUAGACUUUAGUUACCUUCUUACAAAAAAUGAGGGCAAGAUUGGCUCACCGGAAAAGCCCUUGAGUGACCUGGGUCUCAUUUCCUACCGAUCCUACUGGAAGGAUCUCCUCCUCAAUUACCUGGCAAGCUAUACUGAGAAGAAUGUCUAUAUAAAAGAUAUGAGCACAGAGAUGGCAGUGAACUCGUAUGAUAUUGUAAGCACAUUCCAGGCAAUGGGGAUGAUGAAAUAUUGGAAAGGAAAGCACAUCCUUCUCAAAAGACAGGAUUUGUUAGAGGAGUUCUUAGAACGGCAAAAGCGUCGACGAGCUGACUAUAAGGAAAUUGACCCCAAGUGCCUCAACUGGCGCCCCUAUGUUCCACCGCCGCCAUCUGAAGAAUCUCAGUCCAGCAGUAACAAAAACAAAACUGUUACUGUUAACAAAGCUGCUGCAGAUCGCAAGAAAGCACAAGCAACUGCUACAUCUCAAUAACAUAGACUUUCACACGAUAGUGUGUGAAAUUGAAUGUACAAUUACAUAGGUACAUGUGUAUAACAAAACAGCUGUGAGUGAAUGACACAACGAAAGGGGAAUGUACCUACAUGGCUCGAGUGCCUUGUGGUUACAUUGGUGAUACCAAAAAUAUAUCCCCCACAUUAUUAGUGCUCCAUUCCAAAUGUGUACCAGCUCAGAAAAGUGUCUUUUAUUUACUAUGUCUUUGUCUUAUUAACAUGUAAAAAGAAAUGCAACUUUUUGUGCAUUGAAACUCAUUAUUAGGCCAUUAUUCAUGAAGUAAUGAUCUUAAAAGACUACGUCAUCUUGAAAGUGUGUGUGUGUGUGUGUGUGCGCGUGCGUGCGUGCCUGCGUGUGCGUGCAUGCCUGCGUGUGCGUGCAUGCCUGCGUGUGCACGUGUGUGCACGCAUGUGCGUGCACGUGCGUGCGAGAUAAUCUUGUAUGUUUUAUGUAUGGUUUGAUAAAAUAAUUGCUAGUUUUGGAGAAAAUUAAACAAUUCCUUGAUGAAUUAAGAAUGUUUUGUCAUGAAAGUUUGCAUUUGAAAAUUUUACUGCCUGACGAGGAAGAAAGAUAAUUAUGAUGACUUCGCUGCAACCAGAGAUUGUAUUGUGUGUUUAUAAGCAUUGGUAUCAUGAGCAAUAUCUUGUUUUUCAGUUAAAGACCCAAAAGUAAAUAAAGGAAUAUUCCUUAUGUGAUAAUGCUUGGUAUUCUUACACAUACUUUAAGCACUUUCCAGGGAGACUAGAAUAUUUUAAUAUAAGACUAAAUUUACUUUUUAGUCUUUACUGAAAAAUAUAAUUGAGAACAGUUUGUAUAACAAGGCAAACUCCCACCAGGAAUAAUGACAAUGACAAGUGUAGCAGAGAAAGCCUUUAUUUGGACAAAUUUUAGUUUAGAGCUUUCUUCAAGUGAUGAAACUUUGCUUAGAUCCAAACGUUGUGACAGUAAAAGCCAAUUCUGCUGCAUGCAUCUUUGUCCUUAUACCUGAGAAGAGAUGCUCAUAAUGUUGAACACAAAAAUACUUACAAAAUGUGAUAGAUAUUAUAUAAUGCAUUUGUCAUUUCUAUGGAAGAAAGGUAAUGCUUAAUCAGUCUGACUGAUUCCAACAAAAAUUAAAAAUAUUAUUUUUGUUAAUGACUAAAAAAUAUAAUGUGUACAUAUGUGAAUGUUGAACAUAACUGUACAAUCCGAAUGAUAAUAGAUACGUGAUUUUCUUAAAAUGUAUAAUUCAAGCCAACAAUUUGACAUCUUCGAAAUUCUAGAAAACAUAAUUCUUUCAGUAAUGCCAAUCAUAAUUGCCAUACAGUACUCACUAAACAUGAUAAAUUAGACACAUGUGCAACUCUUGGGUAUCUUUAUUGAUGAAAUGUUUCGCCACACAGUGGCUUCAUCAGUCCAUACAAAGGAGAAAUGGGAAGAACAGGAGGAGAGUGAGGUAAUCAGUCCCUCAACCUUGAGUCGAUGUGGUCAGUCCAUCAAUCUUGAAUCAACUCAAGGUUGAGGGACUGAUUACCUCAUUCUCCUCCUGUUCUUCCCAUUUCUCCUUUGUAUGGACUGAUGAAGCCACUGUGUGGCGAAACGUUUCCUCAAUAAAGAUACCCAAGAGUUGCACAUGUGUUUAAUUUAUCAACGUGUCGGUUCUCUGAACCAUUCAUCUACUCACUAAACAUAAAUUUAUACUUAUGAUAAA
Messenger RNA from Cherax quadricarinatus, 3087 nucleotides. The record is from RefSeq and is a predicted model, not a curated record. Lineage: Eukaryota; Metazoa; Arthropoda; Malacostraca; Decapoda; Parastacidae.